This is a messenger RNA of Didymodactylos carnosus, 324 nucleotides long. NCBI's taxonomy places the organism in Eukaryota, Metazoa, Rotifera, Eurotatoria, Philodinida, Philodinidae. The record is from the annotation of a GenBank genome assembly.
AUGGUCAUGCAAUUCACUCAUAUACAUGUUGUAGCCAAACUGAAUUCAAUCAUUAUGUCGUAUUCAGGUCUAUUAGAUGUCCCAAGAGUAGACAGUGGAACACAACUGGAUCCUGUUGCACUAGGAAAUAAUGGUUCGAUCAUAGUUUCUGUUGUAUUAGCAGACCAUUGUAUAGCUUCUUCGGCUAAUACUACUGAAGUUAACGAUUUGGCUGCUGUUUCUGAUGCAGUAGUAUCCGAAACUGCGCUAUCUGCUUCUGUUGGUGCGUCCACUAUUUCUAUAUUUGGUAAUCAAGAAAGAUUAUUUUAUGAUAAAAUUGAUUAA